Molecule: messenger RNA, 1160 nt
Organism: Rubroshorea leprosula
Lineage: Eukaryota; Viridiplantae; Streptophyta; Magnoliopsida; Malvales; Dipterocarpaceae
Source: the annotation of a GenBank genome assembly
AAUUGAGAGAAAGGGAGCAUGGUUUCUCUUCUCCGGUUGGGUGAAUGUCUGCACCCUUCCAUGUUUAUGGUUCUAUUCUAUGUUUAUGGCUACGUCUCCGGGUGUCUCUCCUUCUUCUUCAAGUCCUCUCUCAACCCUUCCUUCUUACCCUCAAAAAUCCAACAUGAUGGUUUCCACGGGAAAUCCCUCUUGCUUGGCCAAAAUCUUGCAGCAAAAAAGGCUGUGAAGAUGGAGGCAUAUGUUAGUCCCACCAUGGGAGAUGUCAAGGAGAGGAAAGCUGGAUUCAAAGAGAAGGUGUUCAUGUUUGUUUCAAAAAUCAAUCCAAAAGGCAAAUCAUGGUUGAUGAAAUGGGAAACUGAGCAUAAAAAACUCAGUUUCAUGGUAUGUUCUUCAUUCAUCUUUUUUGUUUGGUAUGGAUAUGUUUUGAGUUUUCCCAAGAAAACUCUUCAUGGAUGUGGCUAUGAUGUUCUAAACUCGCACGGCUUCAUGGCAAAGAAUGUUUGAUGGAGAUGAUGGCAAACUGAGCACAUCUCAGUUUCAUUCUUUGUUCUUCAACCAUCUUUUAUGUUUGUAUUUCUGAAUGUUAAGAGUUUUUUCAUUAAAAAAAAAAAUGAAAAACUCUUCAUGUUUAUGUACUUGUGAACCCAUGGCUUUAUGGCAAAGAAGUUUGAUGGAGGAGCAACCAAGACCAAGCACAAAAUCACAACUUGAGAAUGUACUGAAGCAAAAAAGAUCCACGGACAAAGCUGCUGCAAUGGUGGAGUUGCUGAAAAUGUUUAAGGCUCAUGAAUUUUUUCAAACAAAAAAAAUCUAACAAAGAUGAAGCUGAUUUGCAGGAGGAGCUGAAAUAUUUGAGAAGAUGGUACUAGGCAGCAAACAACAACAAACCAAACCAAAGACAAAACUGAAAAUGGCAGAUUCAAUGUGCUAAAGUAAAAUUGUGUUUCUGCAGCUUUAAUGCCAAGGAGGAGUUUGUUGGAGUUAUGGCAUGAAAGCUGAAUAUGUAGUGAAAUGAGAUCUGCUAAAUGAUGCUGCAACAUGACUGCACAGUAGUAGCAAAGUGACAGCAGCAUGGAGCUUCACAUGAGCUACAAGAAAUGGCAGCAAACUUCAUCAUUUUAGUCAAUGUUUUAGGUAGUUAAUAAUUAUAGUUUAGGUAG